This is a messenger RNA of Purpureocillium lilacinum, 525 nucleotides long. RefSeq lists its product as uncharacterized. Gene Ontology annotation, cellular component: mitochondrial outer membrane translocase complex; mitochondrial outer membrane. The record is from RefSeq and is a predicted model, not a curated record. NCBI's taxonomy places the organism in Eukaryota, Fungi, Ascomycota, Sordariomycetes, Hypocreales, Ophiocordycipitaceae. Gene Ontology annotation, molecular function: transmembrane protein transporter activity. Gene Ontology annotation, biological process: intracellular protein transport; protein targeting; tRNA import into mitochondrion.
AUGGUUCAGACAUCGACCGUCGUGACGGCAUCGGUCGCAACCGCCGCGGCCGCCGUUGUCGCCUACGUCGCCUGGUUCGACUACCGCCGCCGCUCGCAAGCCGACUUCCGCCGCAACCUGAGGAGAAACGAGCGCCGCCAGGCCCGCGCCGAGAAGGAGGAGGCCGAGGCCUCGACGCGGCGCCAGCGCGACGCCAUCAAGCUCAAGGUCGACGAGGCCAAGGAGGAGGGCUUCCCGGCCGGUGUUGAGGAACGCGAGGCCUACUUCAACGAGCAGGUCAUGUCGGGAGAGAUGCUCAGCUCAGACCCUUCCAAGGCGGUUGAGUCGGCUCUUGCCUUCUACAAGGGCCUCAAGGUGUACCCCGCCCCCGGCGACCUCAUCAAGAUCUACGACAGCACGGUGCCCAAGCCUAUAUUAGACAUCCUGGCCGAGAUGAUCGCAUACGACUCCAGCCUAGACAUCCGCGCCCGCCCCGCCGCUGGCGGCAUCAACCUGGGCGACAUUCCCAACGUCGGCCUCGACUAA